This is a messenger RNA of Petromyzon marinus (sea lamprey), 9778 nucleotides long. RefSeq names its product oxysterol binding protein like 5 (gene OSBPL5). Gene Ontology annotation, molecular function: cholesterol binding. The record is from RefSeq and is a predicted model, not a curated record. Gene Ontology annotation, cellular component: cortical endoplasmic reticulum; cytosol; membrane. NCBI's taxonomy places the organism in Eukaryota, Metazoa, Chordata, Hyperoartia, Petromyzontiformes, Petromyzontidae.
CACCGGGGGUGGCAGCGGAGGUUUUGUGUUUUUAUUAUUUCAUUGGAUGCCGCAAAGCCAGAACGUUCCGCGGGAGCCGCUGCGCAUCGACACAAUCCAACCGAGCCGGCGAGGCCGGCGAGAAGGAGGGAGGCAGGGAGGUAGGUAGGGCGACAGGAGGUGCAAGACACGAAGGGCAGCAUCGCAUCCGCUCGAGCACACAAAGAAGCUCGCGAUCGUCUCCGGGUAUUCGCGUCUUCGGAGGGCGGCGUAGCCCACCGCCGACCCCCACCCUCGAGCAGGCGUGGCGUCUAGCGCACGCCUACGCUGCUUUCUAGCGUCUACGCAUUCUUCACGGCCAGCGUAACGCCAAGCCCAGGCUGCUGUGCUGCUGCUGCUGCCGAUGCUGCAGCAGCAGCGUCUGUAAAUGCGUUCCGCGACGCACCUUCUCCCCAGGUCUGUGUGCGAAGCAUGGUCCUAACUCCACUUUUGUCCGAGUCUAAGCUGUACAAUGCGCUCGAGAAGGAGAGCAGCACACCCUCACACCAGAAGCUCACCAAGAAGGAGACCCUCAAAGUGCAAAAGAAAAACUACAGGCAGGAGAAGAAGAGGGCCACCAAAGAGAUGCUCAGCACACUCAAAGACCCAGCGGUGGUCAUUCUCUCCGACUGGCUGAAGAUCCGAGGUUCUCUGAAGAGCUGGACUAAGCUGUGGUGCGAGCUCAAGCCCGGCGUGCUGCUGCUGUACAAGAGCUCCAAGCACGGCCAGUGGGUGGGCACCGUGCUCCUCAAUGUGUGCCAGAUCAUCGAGAGGCCCUCCAAGAAGGACGGAUUCUGCUUCAAGCUCUUCCAUCCCCUGGACCAGUCCAUCUGGGCCAUCAAGGGCCCGGAAGGAGAGACGGUGGGAGCUUUAACCCAGCCCUUCCCCAGCAGCUACCUGAUCAUACGAGCCACCUCGGAGUCUGACGGCCGCUGCUGGGUGGACGCGUUGGAGCUGGCGCUGCGCUGCUCCAGUCUGCUCAAGCGGACGAUGGCGCGGGACGGCGACGACGCGGAGAAGGUCGUACAGGCCGACGGCACCCUGCUGGGGCUGCUCCGCACUGGGGCGCUGCGCGACGGCUCGCGGACGCACGAGAGCGAGGCGACGCAGACGCACCUCACGGACGCCGAGGGGGUGUCCGACAGGUCGGACAGCGACGGGGAUGAGGGAGCGCACAGCGAAGACAGCGACUCGGACACGUCGGAGAGAGCCGACGACAGCAUCAGGGGCAGCGGGCGGCUCAAGGAGACCACGUACUGCCAGCAGACUGAUGAAGAGCUGGGUCCGGUGGGGGAACUGUCGCAGAUGGAGGAGGUCUCGGAGGAGCACAAGGGUCUCAUCUGGGGUCUCAUCAAGCAGCUGCGGCCAGGCAUGGACCUGUCGCGCGUGGUGUUGCCCACCUUCGUGCUGGAGCCGAGGUCUUUUCUGGACAAGCUCUCCGACUACUACUACCACGCCGACCUGCUCUCGCAAGCGGCAUUGGAGGAGAAUGCCUACGGCCGCAUGAAACAGGUGGUACAGUGGUAUCUCUCCGGCUUCUACAAAAAACCACAGGGACCAAAGAAGCCUUACAACCCAAUUCUUGGAGAAACUUUCCGAUGCAUGUGGUACCAUCCCUCCACCGACAGCAAGACCUACUACAUCGCUGAGCAGGUGUCUCAUCAUCCUCCCGUUUCCGCAAUAUACGUCAGCAACCGGAAGGAUGGCUUCUGUAUCAGCGCCACCGUGUUCGCCCGAUCAAAGUUUUACGGAAACUCGCUGUCGGCGAUCCUCGACGGCACGGUCCGCCUGACGUUGCUGGAGCGAGGGGAGGAGUACGUCAUCACCAUGCCCUACGCCCACUGCAAAGGCAUUCUGUAUGGGACCAUGACACUGGAGCUUGGUGGAAAGAUUGGAAUUGAGUGCCAGAAGACCGGCUACAGCGCCAGCAUUGAGUUCAAGCUCAGGCCCCUGCUUGGUGGAAAUGACUGCGUGAAUCAGAUUUCUGGAAAAAUCCAACUCGGCAAGGAAGUCCUCUGCACCCUGGAAGGCCACUGGGACCGAGAGGUGUUCAUCCAGGACCACAAGACGGGGGCCUCGGAGGAGUUCUGGAAUCCGGACGCCGAGGUCAGGGCACGCAGGCUGACGAGGCACCUGGUGCACCUGCAGGAGCAGGGCGACUACGAGUCGGAGAAGCUGUGGCAGCACGUCACGACGGCGAUCUCACAGCGGGAGCAGCACGAGGCGACGCAGCAGAAGUUCCUGCUGGAGGAGGCCCAGAGGGAGGGGGCUCGCGAGCGCGCCGAGCAGCAGGAGGAGUGGACGCCGUGCUUCUUUGAGUUGGAGCCCCUCGCGGGAGAGUGGCAGUACAAAUACGCAGACCUCCGCCCAUGGGACCCUCUCAACGACAUCGCGCAGUACGAGCAGGGCGGCGUGAUCCGGACCCACGUGCGGCACGACUCCAGCGUGGUGCGCUGCGCCAGCGCCCUGGGCCUCAGUCCGAGCGCCGCCCGCUCCUUUCUGCAGCGCCGCCGGAGAUCAUCCAAAGACGAGAAGAGGAGCGGGCGACGUGACCAGGAGAGCCGGGCAUCGACACCCGACCUCGAUCACCGCGACUCCUCCGACAUGGACGAACCAAGAUGCCACACUAAAAUGGGCAGAGGGGACAUGCAGGAAAUCUUCACUGUGUUGAAAUCCAUCAGAAAAACACAGGAUGACAUCUGCAGCAAGGUGAAGGAACUCGUCCGGCAGACCUCGGUGCCAAAGGCCGCCAAGGAAAGGCGGCCGUCCAAUCGCGAGUGGCUGCUCCUGUGCGUGCUGGUGAUCUGCCAAGCGCUGCUCGCCUACGUCCUCAAAUAGAGGCUGCCUCGGGAUCUCACCCCUCUAGGCCAAUGGACUGUGCUCACAUUGUGGGACACUGAUGAUGGGUAGGUGGGAUUGGCGGUGGGGGGGGGGGGAGAAAGGCCAUUUCCCAGAGGCGGGUUGGGCACAGGGAUAUCCGAAUACUACUGUGUAGGUUCCACGGUUGCGCUGCAUGGCUCUGCGAUGUGUUUUUCGGGUUGCACCGCGCGCUGUUGGGCACGAUGGCCGGCGUUUUGCUCCGCGUGUUUGGAGCUUCUUCAAGUCAUCCGGAGGAUCUCCCCGAAAACACGUCGGAGAGUGAUUGGAUAUUCCAAGUUUUAACUCCGAAAUACUCACGGGGCAUUUACACUUACAAGCCACACGUAGCAUAUCUAACCCAACGUUAAUUUAAAUUAAAUUGUGCUUGACCAAUCCUGUAAUGAUUUAUUGAAUAGAAGAGAGCACGGUUUGAGCCCUAUCAUGGGCAAUCCACUUCUCCGAGCCAAAACAUCCUACUACUACCACCACUACGACAUAAUUAUUUUCACAGAUUAUCUCUAACGGAUAUCUUGUCCAACAAAAGUACUUAUUAUUAGCUAAACCCAUUCAGUUUCAAGACUAUAUAUUUAUUAUUUGAUGAGGGUGAGCAACAAUUGAGCUGAUACCCCGGUUUACGCGGGGGAUGCAUUCCUGAAAGGCGCGAGGAGGAAUAUCGAAAGGACGUCAAUCAAAGCGACUUGCAGGGUAGGUGGUGGAGGCGGAUGCCGAGAGGCGACGGACAGCGAGAAAGGACGGACGAUGCCGUCAGCGACGUGAGUGUGUGGGGUUGAGGCGACGCAAAUCGGAUGGCGGAGUUGAUAAUAAAGUGACGUAUUUGCGAAACAAAGUGUAACAAAAGGAGACGUAAAUCGCGGUAUUACCGUAACCUCAUAUUUAACCACCACUGCGCACAUGCAUGUAUACGUGUAUGUGUCAAGGUACAUGUGCAUGGAUGUAUAUAUGCAUGUAUGUAUGUGUGUAUAUGAAUAUAUAUGUGGGUUAUCCACGUAUGGAUUCUUCCAAAUUCGACGAGUCGGCAUGCAUUCAGUCGCGAGUCAAGUCAAAGAAUGGGUUAUUGUUGUCCGUGUGGCAUCGCGAAUGUCUGCAGGAGGCAUAGGAACCAAAUGCAUACAACAUACGUGAGCAUGAGACUGAGAUUGUAAUUGAACUGAUGCAUCGUUCUACACCAAGUGCGUGUGCAAGGAUGGUGCAUGUGUAUUCGUGUGUACAUGUAUCUACAUGUAUUAUACGAGUGCAUUUAUAGCGCGGGUUUGUAGCAGAGUGGUUAUCGCACUGCGCUACAAAAGCCUAAAAAUCGGAGUUUAAUCCCCGGCCACGGAUAACGCCAGUGGCGAAUACUUUAACCUGUCCAGAGUCUCCCCUGGGUCAACUCAACCUUAAAUGAGCACCUGGUGUAGAGUGAAAAUCAGCACCUGAGCAGACAAAGGCUGCCAGCUGUCGUGCCGGCCUUAUUUGAAUGUAUCUAUUUGUAGUUAUGUAUCUACACCUAUGUGUGCAUCAGUAUUUAUGUAUCUACAUGUAAACACGUGAAUACUUAAGACUUGGCUGUAUAUGGAUGUGUAUAUAUACAUGUACAUAUAUGUAUGCGAAGGAAAUGUUGACCUCUUUCAUUUAAAUUCAACUAUAGACCCUCUCGCAGUUCUACACCCACAAUACUGAGUAGAGGAGUUUCAACAGCGUGCAAUGACGUGAACCGUGUUCGUACAACAAAGCUCUUGCAGCGCAACGGGCUCGUCGCACCAGGGGGGUCGGAUGCGCCCGGAACGUCGGACGCGCCAGACUCGGCGUCUGCUCGCGGGGGAUCAAGGGUGAGAGUUCAGGGGGCCUUGGGGGGUGGGGGUGCUCUUUCCCCACGGGUGCUCUGGCGGUACAUCUGGCAGAAACAUCAGCUGCAAGCCCCAAUGGUUCUCGUGCUCCCGCUCCGGUCCGCCACCGAAGAGCGCUUGGCUCGCGACGGCGCACCGGCAAUGCCUCGCUGGCAGACGCCCAUCACCGGCUCUGCGCGGUGUCACCGGGGGCUUGUUCGGGACGCUGGGUGUCACACUGCAGGUUGGCGUUGCGACCCGGCAAUAUACCGACGGGCUCACUCACCGCCCCGAGACGCCAUCCAGCCGGCGUUGCGCGGUGCGCCUCGCUGCGCUCGCUCAGACGCCCACGGUCGCGCGUUGCUAACCCCCACCAAACCGAGGUCCUAACCCGCCCUCUUGUCUACGGCCUCAAAACACUCACACGAGUCUUCCCGCGAGUGCUUUGUGGUGGUUUCCCACGAUGGCACACUGCGUGUAACCCACAAUGCACUCCUACUCUCGGCGGCCCCUGCGCCACCUUUGAUAGUUGAUCUCGUUAAGAGACGCUAUCCCGGGCCCUUCUCCCCUGCCGCAUCACCUGUCCUACGCAAGGCAGUGCCUAUGGCUUUGACGUACACGCGCGCGUAAUUCUACGGGCUGUGUCCUCUGUGGUGUCCCACAGCACACGCACACACACUCAAUCCCAUGCCAGUUAUUACUGCGCCCUCGGUCAACACAAACACACGGUCCACCUCCUCGUCCACCCCGUAACGCGUGACCCAUAAAGCACCGGCAAAACCGGUCACUUUGGAGGAAACUGGUCGAUGGAUUUAUCAUCAUCUCCCUGCAAUCCAACAUCACCAAAGUUACACGUGUACACUGUCCUGUAUUGCUGACCAGAUGAGAAGCUCUCUUGCCACAGGGCUGGUCCGUUAUAGUUAAACCUGUGUGGCUGAUUGGGAUGACCCUAUAAGACAAAGUUCCACAUUAUUGUCCUGGACAGAAUUUGGGAGCCAAAGGCCGAGUUUGCGUCCAGUCGGUGAGUGAUAAUAUUUGCAAACAACGUCGGCUCUGCUGAGGACAGGUAAAGAGCCCAUAUAGUCUCCUGAAGGUACUUCCACUUCAUGUGAAGCUAUCCUGCUGGUUCACGAAUGCAGGUGCAGCUCUUCAGCCUCUGUUUUCCCUCCACGAGUAUUCGGGUCUGAGGUGUAAGAGAAAGGAGCCGGGCAUCUGGGGGGGGGGGGGGGGGGGGGGGGGGGUUGAUUGACACAGGAGCUCCUCUAUACGUGCUCCAGCAUUGUCUUUACGCAUUGUCCAUCCCAGGUGGUCCAGUGCAGCCACUGCUUGCAUCUCGUUUGAAUCAAUUAUCAAAACGUUGGUUUUGAUAAAAACGAGAUUUUUUGACAGUGGAUCCUUCCAAAUAUAUAUACAAAUUGUCAGCAGGACUGUGGCACAAACAUUUUGGAGCAAGGUGCGUUGCGAUUUAGCCUCUCCCAUGAGGUUGAGAAGACAACCUUUUGAUGUAAUGGGUAAUCUAUGUUCUACGCGCAUAAAGAGGAAACAAAUUGGCGACACAAGCUUUCUUGUGCUAUAUCAAAACAAAACAAUUGAAUGUUACAGCAUACAGGUUCUUAGCAAUAUAUAAUCACCGUUUCUAUUGUCACGCUUGGUUUUAAAUGAUUUGAUGUAGCCGCUAAGUACGUGUGGCAGAAUUAAUCACCCAACUCCAUCGCCGUGACAAUCCCCCGCCGAAUGAUCACGAUGCAAGGUCUCUAAUUCAAUAACGUUCUUGUCUUAAGACUUUUGAUUUAAAACUUUCGUGACUGCAGGGAUUCAUAUUCUUGGUUCUUUCGGUAAAGUCACGUAGAAGGGAAACAAUAAAAUAAUAAAAAUAUAAAAUAAAAUUCUCACGUUUCGACUGCAACACAAGCAAUCAUCAUCGAAACAUCGUGACAAUUUUAUUGUUUUAUAUUUUUAUUAUAUUAGUGUUUCCCUUCUACGUGACUUUACUGUCUUAAGACUGUUGUGAAUAAUAACACCAUUCGUGGAUAAAAUAAUCGCGUGAUCUCACUACCAUAUUUCAUUUACACAUGGAGCGAAGAACAUGUAUUCUUAGGCACGUGAUUUGGUGCACCUAUACCGUGAGCCAAAGAAUCAAUGAUAACCGAUGAAUCGAUGCAUUGUUCGACCCGGAGUAAGUGCUAUUAAUGUUUCAUCUUGUACAGGUUACUAUUGAACUUAAGCCUCUUUUUUCGUUUGCAUAUAUUGUGGGGGUGGGGGGGGACGGACCUCUACCACAUUCAACUCUCUGUGUAAUGGCUUCAAUCUACUGGCGAUUUGGGUCAAAUAAGUCAAGUAAAAGGGUCUCUCUCCCUGCUCAUAAUGAGCAAUGAGGACCGAGCUGAUCUCCACCGAGCCAUUGGUGGAACCUCCACACACAACUCCUUUGAUGGAGGUUGUUCUCUCUGCAUGAGGGUCUGGUAACUUCUAUGGGGAUCCUCCAUUGUCUUGGCUGCUCGUGUGUACAUCCACUGUUGACAAUUCCAUUUCUGUAUCUCAGUACACACAGGGUCAGACAGGAUAUCAACAAGGUGGAAAAGUAUACACCCGCCGGCGAUCAAAUAAAUUGUCGCGAUUCGUUUACCAUUGAGGCUAAUGUGAAAUCAUUACGUACAACAUACACAUGAAAAACACUCUUACAUAUGUAUUGUGAGAUUAUUAAUCGAUAUCAAUCAAUACAUGACACCGCGAACAUCAACGCACGUCCUUGCCUCUAUGCCACACAGAUGUUGACUUUUUUUCAUGACAAAACAUGGAGAAUGAUUGAUGAACGAGAGUUUGUGACCGUAAACAUGUUGACUCGUGAUGCGGAUAUUCUUGGGUGCAAAUGAUUCACAAUUACAUUCGAUUGAUAACGAUGUCACACAUUCAUCACAAAUUGAGCCAACGAAGAACAUUUCGUCCAAUUUGAAAUGCAGAUUAAAACAUAUAGAAUCCACGUUAAGAGCUCAACAUGCACCUUUUUCAUUUUGCCCAGUUUUGCCUCGGGAAUCUAUGCUCGGCUCAGAUUCCCCACGGCAACCUGAACAGACCAGCCUGAUUCUUCUGCUUGUUUUCAAACAAGGAGGACCCGGUUGAACACGUAGACUUGAGUACCAGGUUUAUUCUCCUAACACACCAUGUGGUUCUGAAGUAGUAACUCUUUGUCUCCUUUUUGUUUUACGUGACAAAUCUUAAUUGGCUGUCGAGCGGUGGUGGUGGGUUAAUGACACAUUUAUAUGAGAAUUGGUUUUCCCCUUUGUCCUGGAAACAAAACAGGUGUUAAGAUGUUAAAACACCAAACUGAAACCUUUUACCAACGAAUCAUGUCUGCAUUAACCACAAUACUUGUGGUCAGAAUGCAAACAAAAAACGUACUCUGAUAAUAUAUGCAUUGUCUUUGAAAAUGAUUGGUCCACACCAGAGACGGCUUUCUUUUGAGCCAAGUUUUAAAACAGUGUUCGACCAGAGGACGCGAUCUAACCCAAAAAAAAACGUUAUUAUGAAGCGACCAAGCAUUGGGCCACGAUUCCAACCACGUGUAGAGUCAUGGGGUCAACGGUCGGGGAUGGGUGCAGUCAAAAGGGUGCCUCACUUGGGUCAAAUUCAGUGCCAAUGUCUUUGUAACAACAACAACAAAAACAUAUUUGACUGACAGCAGUGGAGGAUAGGAAAAGGCAGAAGGGGUGGUAGGCGAUGAAGGGUGAAGAGGAAAGGGACUAGUCCACAAAUGCCAAGCACCGUCGAGCAUCGGGACCCAUCCUGAAAUGGCCCAGGACCGUCUCGGGAGCCGAGGAGCUCACUUGCCCAGUGGUAGCCCAGGGUAAGUGCACACUCCACCGGUUGGCACGCGAACGCAACCGGACGCACCUGCAUCGGAAAGCACGGGAAACCCGCGUUGGAUUUCACUUCGUGUCGAGCUUGGAUUAAGACGUUGACGAUCAUUACAGCUCAACAGGGCUGAAAUUAGGUGAUUAAUAAUCAAAAUUCCUAUAGUUUUCCUCGUUUUGGAAAUCACUCCACCAACUCUGGCACAUGACAAAAUGUAACUUCUGUACUUUCCAUGUUUUCUCGUAUUUCUUACUUGGCUUCUUUUUAGCACCGCACGUAUCGUAUGGAUCACUGCAAGCAGGUAAACACGAAGCCAAAGGCUCCAACUGUCGAAAUGCUGCUCACAACAAGAAACCAUUCACCCAAGCCACCAGCUUGCUGAUGCAAGCAUUAGUCUUCCGAUCUGUUCACGUGUAUUGAUCCGUGUCCAUUAUAACAGCGUUAGCGUCGUUAUCACCGUAUCCGUGAGCUUGUAAGUGCACAUGUUUGCUUCUCGGGGCUUUAGCAACUAAACUGUAUGUUUUGUUAUAAUGUAAGUGGCGUGAAAAGUUUUGUAAGGAUUCCAGCUUGCGUUUACAUGUGUCAAAUGUAGUCCAUAAACUGAUUUUAUUUUGUUGGAUAAGCCUUGAUUUAGAAACUCACAGCCCUGUCUAUGAGUGGAAAGCAGUGUCCGCUGUUCAGAGGUAAAACUAAAAUAAAACAGCAAUCUAAACUCAACAUAUUCAGAAGUUAAAAAAAUGGCAAUUGAGAGAAGCUGUCAAUUCCUCGACAAUGCACCAAAUUUCCAGAAUGGCACACUCAAUGCACUGAAUAUACUUGCAAGCCAGAGCAGCAUACAUCAAUAUUUGUGCGACUGUUGACUUGCGCUUUCGAUCACUGAAAUGUGAUUAAGGUUUUUGGUUACAUUCACAUCAUUUGCAACCCUACGAGGUUUCCAAAGUUAACCCUACACAAUGUUUACAUUACAUUUUGGGCGAGAUUUCCAUCGGAAAUGGACAAUGUUAAACACAAGGUUGGAUUGUAUGUUAAAAUACACAUAACAGCAUUUUUCGUGUUUUAGACGUUUUAUCUCAAUACUUACCCAACUAUGUCAAUUUAGGUAAUUCCAUGGAUGUGGCUGGAAGGUGGGGAAAGAUGUAUUUGUUUGCAAUAAUGUGGCAGUGAUUUGACAUGUACUGUUGUAGCGGAACAUGUUUGCACAAAUAUAAUGUGUUUACACAAAA